Exophiala oligosperma is the source of this 2575-nucleotide messenger RNA. RefSeq lists its product as uncharacterized. The record is from RefSeq and is a predicted model, not a curated record. Gene Ontology annotation, biological process: carbohydrate transport; transmembrane transport. Gene Ontology annotation, molecular function: carbohydrate:proton symporter activity. Gene Ontology annotation, cellular component: membrane. The transcript is spliced from 9 exons. The coding region runs from base 588 to 2273 and encodes 561 amino acids. Lineage: Eukaryota; Fungi; Ascomycota; Eurotiomycetes; Chaetothyriales; Herpotrichiellaceae.
CGAACGAGUAACGUGACACUUUCAUGUUUCUAUUUCCCCCAAUGUCGAUCACAAGGCACCAAGUGGAGAUUUCCGGGAUUUUUUUUCAAUUGAUGUCACGCUGAUCGAAAAGUUGGGGGGGAAGAAGAAUGGGAAGCCCGUGUGUCUGUGUCUGUGCCUUUUUCAAGACAAAGGGUCCAACACGAGGUUAAGAAGAUGAUCGUCAUGGAGAAGAAGCUCGACUUCGCUACUAGUAGAACAAACCUCGACAACUACUCGUACUCCUGUUCUCUUCCGCCUCACUUCGUACGUACAACUUGCUACAAGAUUUUGCCCAGACACUUACGACUUAACACAUCUAACAUUCGUUGCGGAGUCACAUGGAGAACUGCCAAUGCAUGUUUGUUGCAGAUCCAGCCAGGUCCACCACACACACACAGGGUACGGAAAUUGUAACAAGUACGAGUACUCGAACGGAGUACUUGUACCGACGAAGAAUCCAUCAGGAUAAUUGAUCAACCCUACUCCUCCACAUCGCCACCACCGCGCACGAGUCCUUCCGUACUGUUACAGGCGUCGUCGACACUCAAACCUCACCAUUUCAAGCAAUGGGCAAAGAUACAAACCCCGAGUUACCUGAUGAAAGUGUGGCGGUAAACCAUCCCGAAGUCAACAACGACGACGCACUUGUCGAACUACGAGAAACCUAUGUCAAGCCUGGCUUCAGAGGUACUCUGCAAUCCAAAUAUGUCGUCCUUUGCGCCUUCAUCGUCAGGCUCGGUGGGUUCCUUUUCGGAUAUGACCAAGGUGUCAUUUCCAUCAUUCUUGUCAUGGACCAAUUCACCGAUCGUUUCCCUCGAGUUUCAGAUACUGCCAGUGGUGGAGGGUUCUGGAAAGGAUUAAUGACGGCCAUGAUUGAACUGGGCGCGUUUAUCGGCGCUUUCAAUCAAGGUUGGAUUGCCGAAAAGAUCUCUCGAAAAUACUCCAUCUGCGUCGCCGUCUGCAUCUUUGUCGUUGGUUCUGUUCUACAAACCGCCGCUCAAGAUUAUGCCAUGCUCAUCGUCGGUCGAUUGAUUGGUGGUAUUGGGAUUGGCAUGUUGAGCAUGGUCGUCCCCAUGUACAUUGCCGAAGUGUCACCACCCGAGAUUCGAGGCACUCUUCUGGUCUUGGAAGAAUUCUCCAUCGUCUUCGGCAUCAUCUGCGCGUACUGGCUCACGUUCGGUACUCGUUACAUUGGCGGCGAAUGGUCCUACCGUCUACCGUUCUUGCUACAAAUCUUCCCGGCCAUCCUCCUCGGCAUUUCCGUCCUCUUCAUCCCAUUUUCGCCGAGAUGGUUGGCCUCCAAGGGUCGUGACCGGGAAGCCCUCCAGGCCCUGGUCAAACUUCGACGAGUCCCCGAAGACGACCCCCGGAUCCAAGCCGAGUGGUACGACAUCCGAGCCGAAGUGGCCUUUCACAAGGAAGUCGCCAUACAGAAACAUCCGAACUUGGGGUCUCCCGGUCAGAGGACGAGAUCCCAGGCCCUCAAACUCGAAAUCGCCUCGUACCUUGACUGUUGGAAACAAGGUUACUGGCGACGAACCAUGGUCGGUGUAGGAUUGAUGUUCUUUCAACAAUUCGUCGGCAUAAACGCCUUGAUCUACUACUCUCCAUCAUUAUUCGAAAGUUUCGGUAUGAAUUACAACAUGCGUCUCGUCCUGGGUGGAGUUUUGAACGUGACCCAACUCGUCGGCGUCUCUACAUCUCUUUACACCAUGGACGCCUAUGGUCGUCGUCCACUUUUAUUGAUCGGUAGUGUCUGCAUGACCAUAGCUCACGUCAUCAUUGCAGUCCUGGUCGGACUAUACUAUGACGAUUGGACGAAUCACAAAGCUCAAGGUUGGGUGGCUGUUGGGUUUUUGUUCUUUUACAUGUUGGCAUUCGGAUGUACUUAUGGACCAGUGCCAUGGGCUAUGCCAUCCGAGAUUUUCCCCAGCUCGUUACGUUCUAAAGGAGUCGCUUGGAGCACUUGCAGCAACUGGUUGAACAACUUCAUCAUCGGACUCAUCACUCCUCCCUUGAUCCAAAAUACGCGCGGGUUCGGGGCGUACACGUUCUUCGCCGUCUUUUGCGCCCUGAGUUUCGUCUGGGCCUAUUUGUUCGUGCCCGAGACAAAGGGAAGAAGUUUGGAGGACAUGGACCGUGUCUUUGGUGACCGAGCCGCCGUGGCCGACCGGGCUCGUAGAAAGGAAAUUCUACAAGAGUUGAAGACUAAGGACGGAAUCCGGAACCGAGAAGAAAUCAAGGCCGCGUGAAGGGGUAUGAACUCAAGUAGUUUUGGUACGAACUUUUUUCGAACAACCAAGACAAGGACAUUACCAAAACGGAACUGAUACUACUUCAACGUUGGCUUCAUCAUCCCUCGCCACCCCCUCGUGGAGUCAAUCGCAAAUCACCAAGGCAAUUUCGUCCCAUCGUACUUCCACAACCUGACCUCGUCAUUCACCGUCAAGCCUUCCACAAUCUUCAUCAUACCCUUGAUGCUCUCCUCGGGUUCGAUGGUGGCCAGACCGAUCCUCUUCGCCAAAGGGGCGACCGUCUCCGUGGCCACCACACC